CACCCCGCCGAUAGAGGAAGUCAUUCAGCACCGUUAGUCACAUGUAUUUCACCGUUGAGAAUUCUAAAGAAUGACCAAUCUCUCCAGUUAGCCAGGAAGUUGCUCAAAUGGCGGAGAGCAGCAGAGAAACCCGCACUGAUGUUCAAACCUUAAAGACAAGUGACCAUCUUCGAGAGCUUCGUCGAUGGCUUUCCCCCCCCAAUGCAUCAGAAAAUUAUAACAAUGGCAUCAAGCUGCGCCAUGGAGAUUCUGGCCAAUGGCUUCUUCAGAGUGAAGAAUAUUCUUCGUGGAAAUCCCAGCCCAACUCCUUUUUGUGGCUUCAAGGCAUUCCCGGGUGCGGCAAGACCGUGCUGUCUUCUAUCAUCGUCAAAGAUCUGGAAGAUGGUAGUUUUAAGAGCGUACUAUACUUCUUUUUCGACUUUACCAAUAGCGAUAAGCAGCUAUUCGGCAAGGCGCUCAGCUCGCUCGUCCUGCAGCUCUAUUGCAAAAACAAGGAUGCUCAAAAGCCCUUGGACUCGCUUUAUGACUCUUGCGGAAAAGGAACAAGUCAACCAAGUACCGAUGGGCUCUUUGCGACGUUCCAAAGCAUGUUGCAACGCGCUGGUGAAAUCCACAUAGUCCUCGACGCACUCGAUGAGUGCCAGACGCGCAAAGAAUACCCAACCGGAGGCCUCUUGACGUCGAUAGAAGCUUUGGCAACAUUCCAACAUCCCAACGUCCAUUUUUUAGUCACAGCGCGUCCUGAACAAGAUAUCACGUCUUCUAUCAAAUCAUGGGCUCGCAACCAGGACAUUAUUCCAAUUCAGAGCGGGCGAAUUGCGGAUGAUAUAUUUGCAUACGUUAAAGCAAGAGUUCGAAAUAAUAAAGGCCCUCUGAAAAGAUGGAACGAGUGGCCUGAAGUUGAAGUUGAAAUUGAAAUCGGGUUAUCAAAGAAGGCAAAUGGAAUGUUUCGCUGGGUUACGUGCCAGCUAGACGCACUCGAAAAUUGUCUUGACUAUCCGACUUUACAAAAAGCACUCAACUCCCUACCUAUGACGUUGGAUGAAACAUAUGCUCGGAUCUUGACCAACUUGCCUCGCGAGCAUGAGCAUCAUACAAGACGUCUUCUGCAGUUUUUAGCAUAUUCCGAACGCCCACUGACAAUCGAAGAAGCCGUUGACGCGAUUGCUGUUGACACAGCCAACAGCCCUCGGUUUAAUAAGAAAAACAGAAUGCCGGUCCCUGAGGAGAUUUUAAGCUACUGCUCUAGCUUGGUUGUAUUGAAUGUCAACAGUUGGGAAAAUGGGGAGGCCAUACAGGAACUUCAGCUUGCGCACCUAUCAGUGAAAGACUAUCUAUUGUCUAAUAGAGUGCCACAAAGCUUUGGCAAAGACUUUAACGAAGCGACCGCCAGUGCCUCCAUUGCACAAGUAUGCCUUGCAUACUUAUUGGAGUUAGACAAAAUCCUUCCAGUCAAAGAGCUUCGACAGUCAUGCUGGUUGGCGCAAUAUUCUGCACGAUACUGGAUGGAUCAUACCGUCGUGGUAGAGAGUGGUAACAAACAACUUUGUGCACUCAUUGCGGAAUUCUUCUCUUGCGAGGAUGCUUGGACAAUUUGCUAUACACUCUACGACCCUGAAGACCCAUGGGAGCGCACCAAGCAACCAAGGCGAUACGACAUCUCGUUAGCUCUAUAUUAUGCGUCACUUGGUGGCUCAUGCUUUUCGGUGCAGCUGCUGCUUGAAAUGAAUGCCGACGUUAAUUCUCGACACGGUUACUACGGCACUGCUCUAUAUGCUGCUAUGCGCAAAGGACACGAUAAAAUAGUUCAGAUGCUGCUUGAAAAAAAUGCCGACAUCAAUAUUCCGAGCCCUCAUUACGCCAAUGCUCUCCAGGCUGCUUUACUUUCUGGACAUGAUAAAAUAGUCCGGAUACUACUUGAUAACGGUGCUAAUGUUAAUGCACAAGACGGAAAAUUCCAUGAGGAUUUUACGGUAAUGCUCUCCAGGCGGCUUCAUACUAUGGACACGAUAAAAUAGUGCAAAUGCUGCUUGAUAAGGGUGCCGACGUCAAUGCUCAAGGCGGAUACCACGGCGAUGCUCUCAAUGCGGCUGCAAGAAGAGGAUACGAUAAAACAGUGCAAAUGCUGCUU
Messenger RNA from Trichoderma harzianum CBS 226.95, 2131 nucleotides. RefSeq lists its product as hypothetical. NCBI's taxonomy places the organism in Eukaryota, Fungi, Ascomycota, Sordariomycetes, Hypocreales, Hypocreaceae. The coding region runs from base 108 to 2018 and encodes 636 amino acids. Gene Ontology annotation, molecular function: protein binding. The transcript has 3 exons. The record is from RefSeq and is a predicted model, not a curated record.